Messenger RNA from Aphanomyces invadans, 812 nucleotides. RefSeq lists its product as hypothetical. NCBI's taxonomy places the organism in Eukaryota, Oomycota, Saprolegniomycetes, Saprolegniales, Verrucalvaceae. The record is from RefSeq and is a predicted model, not a curated record. The transcript has a single exon. The coding region runs from base 116 to 637 and encodes 173 amino acids.
CCAGGUUUGUCGCCAACUCUAGGGAAUGUAGGGGAAGACCAUUGUGGUCAGCGCGAAAUCGCAUCCCGUCGAUGCCGCCGGCCACCGCCGUCACUUUCGCAUUUGCCAGUUCUUGAUGCGGUCGAAAAUAUUGUACGCUCUGUGCAUCGCAGUGCUCUUUGCGGUGUUUGCGACGGCGGAGCCGAAUCUACGAUAUGCAAAUGGGGCCGUCGAGGCUGGCGAUCCACAAUACUAUGCUGUACCGAACCGCGCGCCGCCUGCCCAUGGUCACCAAGGCCCCCUCGUCGCAAAGCGACAGAACUUCAUCAAAGAUAUUGGACGAAAGGUCAAGAAUACCGUCCGAUCCGUGGGCAAUCACAUCCGCCGUGGCGUCCAAAAGGCAGGCCAAGUCGCUCGACAAGCAGGGCAGUAUGUGCGGCGGGCAGGGGACGUUGUCCAGCGAGCAGGGGGCAUCGUUCAACAGGCUAGCCAAUAUGCUCAACGCGCUGGACGAUUCGUUCAAAAUGCCCACCAGCACAUCAACCGCGGAGUUCAAAAGGCGCAGAAGUGGGUCGGCCACGCUAAGAAUGUGGCCAAUACUGUGCAAGGGUUUCUUGGGCGCCGGCUGCGGCUUGAACGUCAUGGCGACGAACAGUAGACAGUAGGGCAUUCCGACUAAACUAUCUCAAUCGUACGACGUAGUUCAUGUUGGCCUUGGGUCGAAACUGUUGCCGUGGCGCAGUCGACGAAGGAUGGUUCUGGUCUUCGCUGCAGGCGAUUUCAAUCGAAGGUUGAAUGUAUACGUAUGGGCGCACUUCCGUGCCACUUUUCCA